Molecule: messenger RNA, 2897 nt
Organism: Papaver somniferum (opium poppy)
Lineage: Eukaryota; Viridiplantae; Streptophyta; Magnoliopsida; Ranunculales; Papaveraceae
Product: H/ACA ribonucleoprotein complex non-core subunit NAF1-like
Exons: 5
Coding region: 1109-2350 (413 amino acids)
Biological process (GO): box H/ACA snoRNP assembly; pseudouridine synthesis; ribosome biogenesis
Cellular component (GO): sno(s)RNA-containing ribonucleoprotein complex
Molecular function (GO): RNA binding
Source: RefSeq, a predicted model, not a curated record
UUCUAUUUCUUCUUUCUGCGGAGAAUCCGAGAGGGAGAAUGAUGAAGACAGCGAGAGUGUGUAUCAGAGAAUCGGAUUCAGAGCGCAGUGUAAAUGCCUCCAGAGAACGAGUAUUAGGUUGACUCUUUUAAGGUCUGGUUAAUAGGCGGAGGAUUUUCUCCAAAUGACUAGCUAGAAUUGCCAAGUGCCUCCUCCGCUGGUACAUUAUGGUGGGAUACGGGAUACCCACCACUUUGUGUAUUGUGGUGAGGGUUAUCCAGAAGCUGGGUGCCAAAAUAGAUCUUCCUAGUGGAAAUAGAAGGUUAAUAAAGUCAUUAUAGGUGUCGUCUACAUUAAUCAGCAUUUACAGGGUUUUACUGGGUUUUUUUUUUUCAGUUUCUUCUCUACUAACCAGUUCUUUGAAGAAGCUCUGUGCUGCGGAGUUUAUCUAAUCGUCGAUUCAGGAUAUGGUUGGAUUUUCUCACACCAUUGACCACCUCAAACCUUACAAGAACAUCAAACAAGAGGAAGAACUUCUUCUUCCCGACCCUGAUUUCCUUCAAUAUUCAAUACCACUGGUUAACUCUUCUAUCCCUGAUUUUGAUUUCAUAGACGAGUGGCUGAAAGAGACUGAUUCUAUGGAUACUGAAGUUUCGCUUAAACAAAUUGAAGUAAAAUCUGAGCAAACUGAGCUUUUAGGUUCUUUGGAGAUCCCUUUAGUUCAAGAAACUUGUAAAGGAUCAAUUGGUGUUGAUUCUUCUAUUGAGAUAGCAUUGGAUAAAGUUAAUCUAGUUGCAACCUCUGAGAGUUCUGAUGUUGUCGAUAUGAACAGUGAGGCUGUUGUUACUUCUGGAAGUGGGAAUUGUUUGCUUGAAAAGAAUUUGAUGGUGAGUGGAGGAGGAGGAGGAGGAGGGAAUAACGUUUUUUUGGGUGAUGAUCUGACAACUUCACAUGAUAAUGACGGUGAAGGUGAUAAAGAGAUUAAUGAGAUGGUAAAAGAUAGCAAAGAUGGUGAUGAUAGUAGUGUGAGUCUGAGGACGAGGAUGAUGAUGAGGACGAAGAUGAUGAUGAUGAGUCUGAGGAUGGGUCAUCUUCCCGUAGUGAAUUAAGUGAUGAAGAGGAAGAGGAGAUGGGUGAUGUUGAAGAAGGGGAAAGUGAGGAGGACGAGGACGGGUUCUCAGUUAAAGGACCUAUGAAGUCCAAGAAUGAGGUUCAGGAUCUUCCUCCAGUUCCGAAAGUGGAUGUCACUCUAGAAUCACAUCACCAGACAUUACCUGUGGGAGCUGUAUUGACUAUUAUGGAUGCUAAAGUUAUUGUCCAAGGGGUAGAGCAGCACAAUCCUCUGAAUGAAGGCUCUAUUCUUUGGAUAACAGAAAACAGAUCAGUGCUUGGGUUGGUAAAUGAAAUUUUCGGGCCUGUUAAGAACCCGUACUACGUUGUUAGAUACAAUUCAAAAGAGGAAGUCCCUGCUGGAAUUUCUGUACGUACCCUAGUCUCCUUUGUUGUGGAGUUUGCUGAUCAUGUCCUCAAUGACAAAAAUAUUUACAAGAAGGGGUAUGAUGUGUCUGGUGAGAACGAUGAGGAGUUGACUGAUGAGGCUGAAUUUUCGGAUGAUGAAAAGGAAGCUGAGUACAAGAAAAUGCAAAGAAUGGCAAAGAGGGGUCCUUCAGAUGAUAAGAAGCAUUGGAAGCGAGACUUUGUUGAUAAGAAGAAGUUUCAGCAGAAGCCUAGAAAUGUGAACAACAAUCAAAUUUCAUUCCCACCUUCAAGUGUUCCUCCUCACCAGAUCCAUGGUGGUUCCAGUAGUUCUUCAUCCCCUUUUGGAACAGGAAUGGCAAAUAAUUUUAGGCCUCCUUUUGGCCCAUCUACCUCACACGUCCCACAUGCUUACAGUGGUCCUUCUCCACAGCAGCAUCCACCGCCUUCCAACAUGGGUCCUGCACCACAGCAGCAUCCACGGCCUUCCAACAUGGGUCCUGCACCACAACAGCAUCCACUGCCUUCCAACAUGGGUGUCACACAACAACAGCAUCCACUGCCUUCCAACAUGGUUUGGCCACAUGGGCCGCCGUAUCAGCAGAACGCCGCUUUCCCCAUGAAUGCAAUGCCAUUUGUCCCAUAUCAACAACCUCAGCCGUCCUAUCAUCCACAAAUGUUUACAGGAUUCUCAAGUGGCCCCCCAAUGCCACAGCAUUUCAAUCCUAGUCAACCGCCAAUAUUUGGUCCAAUGCCAUAUGGGCCAUCAAAUAUCCUGCCAGGAAUGCCACCAGUUAUGCCUGUGUUCAUGGGGCAACCUGGAUUUGACCAGGGAGCUAUUCAGAUGGGUUUUCAGGGUUUCCCUCCACGCCCACACAUGAGCCCUGGAGAGUAAGGAGUUCCAUCCCAGGGAUCACUCAAUCAAACUCAUAUAAAUGUGGGAGAGCAAGGCGUUCAGUCUCAAGGAUCGGAACCAUUACAUGAGCAGAACAAUGGAGUGCGAUCAUCUUCAACACAAGGCAAUUAUUCAGCUCAGAAUAGGGUUAAUAAUCGGGGAGCAGCACGUGGAAGAAGGCCAUACCGGCGAGGUGGUUGGAGGGGUCGGCAUUAAAUGAGGCAUGCUUCUGAAAGUAUUAAACUGGCUUGUAAAUAUUACUUCCAUGGGUACUGUUUUAUUGGCUUUUAUUUCCUGUCAAGGUUGCCUAUCGGGGUGAAAAGGCUAGCACAAGCUGGGGCCUGAGCCAGUACCCGGGACUCAGUCCGCAUCUUUAAACCCCAAAUGUUGAUCUUGGAUUCUUGGAAACUUGAAGCAUGGAGUGUUCAGAGGGUGAGGGGAGACAGAGAAACCUAUGUAACUCUAAUUUUCCUGUAUGUCAAAAUUUACCAACCCAUAAUCUGUAAAAUAAUAUAUCACCGGAUGUAUAUAUCUUAUGAUUUCAGUU